AUGAGCUCUUUCCCAAUUCUCUUUAAAGCUUUGAAGGUAAUCUUUUUUAUUGGGACACUGGCCCAAGUGGCUCAAUGUGCUGGUUCAUCUUCAAGUAAAUCCACCACACCAAGCUUAGUACGCGGUCAAGACGAUCCUAAUCAAAUGUAUCAUAAUCCAAAUGAAGUCAGCGACCACUUAAAAGAUCAAGCUUAUCAUCACAGGUGGGAGAAGCAUCAAUUAUUUGAAAAAGACCUUAAACAUCUUGGUGCCUCAGAAUCUGAACUAGAGCAUGGUACAAAGAUGCGUAAACUCCAUACUAAUGCUAUGAAAGAUGCCGAGAUGAAAUCCAAAAAGGUGUUGAAAGUUAGCAAGCAAUUAGCUUCCAGUCAACAUUCCAAUUUUGGAGAUCGAAACUUACAACGCUUACGUCCUAAUCCAGCAAGUAAAAUCCAAAAGAAAAAGCCCGUGUCUAACGAAGUGCGCAAAUUGACUUCUUGA
Molecule: messenger RNA, 480 nt
Organism: Meira miltonrushii
Lineage: Eukaryota; Fungi; Basidiomycota; Exobasidiomycetes; Exobasidiales; Brachybasidiaceae
Exons: 1
Coding region: 1-480 (159 amino acids)
Source: RefSeq, a predicted model, not a curated record